UGAAUCUGGGGACACAAUGCAAAGGGGAGCCCCUGGGAAGGGUGUAUUACGCACAUGACCGUACCUACCUCAUAAAACUGUGGUCAUGGUUAAAUGAAUGAAUCUGUUAAGUACUUGCCAUAGUAAUAAGCGUCUAAUAAAAGCUGCCCAUGGCUGACCCAAAGAGUAACCGGAAGGGUUUAGCCCCUGUCCCACCAAAUGCACCUGCUAUACAAAUGCAACUUCCCUUGCCCUGGCUUCCAGCAAGAUUGUCCCAAGUCCCUCCUGUCUAUAAAUUCUGGGGCUGCCACUGGUACCAUUCUCUCAUCAGUGACAUCCCAAGGCAUGAUGGCUCUGUGGGUCCCAACCUCUUCUCUGCUGACUUGGGUUUGUGGGGAGCAUCCCAGAUCCUAACACAUUCUCUUUCCCUUUGCCCCAGAGUGUGUGCUUAGAAUGGCUCCGGGCUGUGUGACAUCACAGAGCUCCCACCCCCCGUGAUAGGGAUUGAGGGUUCAUGACACCCUGGCAGUGUGUCUUGGUGUGGCUCGCUGGGCUGGGGGCCAUGGAGACAGGUGGGAGGCUAUCCUGGGAGCAGUGGAGAAGGCAGAAGUCUUGGGGAAAAGGGCCACAGUGUCCUUAGGGACUGGGGAGAGAGGACAGCCCUGGGCCUUUCUCUUUUCUCUCCACCCUUCUCUCCCAUCCACCCUGUCCCAGAUCAGGACUUCUUGGGGAGAGCUCAACUGACCCUCAAGAAGUUUCUGGCGAUAAAACCAAGCCCCUCCAGAGCUGCACUAAUGCUCACAGCCUCAGCUCCUUGGGGUGGGGUUGGGGUCAAGGGUCUGCUGGGCUGUGGUUACUUUCUUCUGCUUCCCCAGCCCCCAGCCCAGGCAGUGCCCGGAUGUCGCGCUCAGAAGCAGAGUCUUGGCUCUUCUUAGAUGCCCCUGACUUCUUCGAUUACCCAGACACAGAUGAAGCCAGGCUCCUGGCCCUGUCCAAGUUUAUUGGUGAGGAGCCUGUCAAUUUUGUAAACACAGACUCCGGCUCCGGGUUCUUCCACCACAUCCUGGUGGCCGCCCUGGGGGCAGCCGUCUUCUUCCUCCUUUACCAGUUCUGCACCCACAUGAGCUGCCAGAAAGGGGCCUAAAGAGCCAGACAAGGACCCUGGACUCAGCUCCUGAACACCCAAACCUGUCCUCUUCUCCUGC
Choloepus didactylus (southern two-toed sloth) is the source of this 1184-nucleotide messenger RNA. RefSeq names its product chromosome 21 C16orf92 homolog (gene FIMP1). The record is from RefSeq and is a predicted model, not a curated record. Gene Ontology annotation, biological process: fusion of sperm to egg plasma membrane involved in single fertilization. NCBI's taxonomy places the organism in Eukaryota, Metazoa, Chordata, Mammalia, Pilosa, Megalonychidae. The transcript has 3 exons. Bases 878 to 1123 code for a protein of 81 amino acids.